AUGAACAGUCAAACCAAGGAGGAAUCCCCAACUAGACCAGGUCCACAGACUGAUGACCAAACCGAGACCAAAGCAGAAAAGAAGCCCAACAAGUGUGUCUCGCGUGAGCUCUGCCAUUUCCUCUACUUUGAGGACAACGACUGCUUCUUUCCGCUGCGAAUCGACGACAGAAAGCGAGUGUCAUCAAGUGACGAGAAGAUGCCGUCGGACUGA
Molecule: messenger RNA, 213 nt
Organism: Talaromyces rugulosus
Lineage: Eukaryota; Fungi; Ascomycota; Eurotiomycetes; Eurotiales; Trichocomaceae
Exons: 2
Coding region: 1-213 (70 amino acids)
Source: RefSeq, a predicted model, not a curated record